ACGCUGAUGACGCUAGAAUCCUACGCUUCAUUGUUUUUUGUGAGAUAACGAGCUGCCCCCAAAUGCGAAAUGCUGCUGGCGAGAGCAUAGUCUGUUGAAGUCAGCCUGACCUCAGGCUGUUGACAACCAUCGGAGUACCAUAAAGAGGCCUACUAGAUACACAAACGAUUCUCGUCGAUCCUAUAUGAAAGGUCUGUGCAUGUACCCACAAGAAUCAUGAACUCGACACUGGUCCACGGCUGGGUUGCUUCGCCAAAUGAACGCGGUACAAUCGAUAUCGUCUGGAGCUGCAUUGUCACCAUGUUUUUAUGCAGUUGGUCUGUUCUGUUUCUGAACGUGCCCGACAAACACGACUUCCGGUCAUAUCUAGCAACAAAGCUCUCAUGGGUUGCCUUCACCAUCUUCUUUCCCGAGAUCCUAGCGUCAUUCGCCCAGGUCCAGUUUCUCUCCGCCCGAAACUCGGUGUCCGCAUUCACCAAACUCGGGUAUCGUGAUUGGUCCAUGACACAUGCGUUCUUCGCCGACAUGGGAGGCUUCAUGCUUGACCCUCCAGAUUACCCGCCAUUUCCCGUCAACGCCCAUCAGAUUCACUACCUUGUCGAGCACGGCUUCAUCGAUUUCCCCAGUAUUCAACGAGACACCAUCCAGGACAGGAACAAAGCAGACGCUUUCGUCCGUAUCCUUACAUCCAUCCAAAUACUUUGGUUCGCCCUUCAAUGUAUCGGCCGCGCCAUUCAACAUUUGAAUGUCUCUAUGCUCGAGCUGGACGUUGUUGCUAUCGUGUUGUGCACGUUUCCAACGUUUUACUUCUGGUUCCACAAGCCGUUGGACGUUGAUACGACAGUGACUCUAUAUCUCGAAGGAUCACUAGAACUGAAAGAUGUACUGGUACUAGCAGAGGGUGUAGCCAAGCGACCUUUCGAACUCACUCCGCUCGACUUCAUUAAUCCGCCUCCAGAUCCCUAUCAGAUUCUUGACCCUAUCAUGUGGGGCCUUGAGCACUUGCUUCGACUUGGUACAAACUCUGCACAUGUGCCAAUCACACGAUUCAAGAACACGUCACGGAUGAAUCCUGGGAAAGUGACGGUGUCCGAGUGGGCGAUCUCAACGAUCAUAUCACUCACGUUCAUUUGUAUACACUUCGUCGCGUGGGACUUCAACUUUCCAUCACCAUUAGAAAGAAACAUCUCGCGAAGUGCCUUUGUCCUACUCCUCGGAACUGGCUUUACCUUUGGUAACCUUUGGUUCCUGACCAUGUGGCAACUACCGAACCUUUGUCGUCAAUUAGGGAUACCGCAAGUUGACACUGUAACACAACUAAUGUACCAGAUACAUCCGAUUCUUCAGUACGCUCUAACUAUCCCACACUUUGGGGCAUAUGGACUUGCGCGGUUAUUCAUCAUCAUAGAAGGUUUUGCUAGUCUAAGAGCGCUUCCUGCAAGUAGCUUUCGUGGAGUAGAGUGGUCCGACAUGUUUCCUCACAUCUAAGAAGGGCGGACCAUGAUGCAGCGCCAGAGCGAUGUCACAUCUCGAUCAUAACUAUUCUGUCGUGCCAGUCCGCCUGUGGUUCACUUACUGAGCGCAGGAGAUGGGCUACCUGGGGUAACACAUUGUUAUUAGGACUCUCAACCAACCCACACCACUAGUGUUGUUGCGAAAGCUGUAAUGAGAUGUUUCAGUUGCUCAAGUAUCACUCCAUGCCAUGCCAGCUCCGAAUAAACGAAAACUCG
Messenger RNA from Alternaria alternata, 1730 nucleotides. RefSeq lists its product as hypothetical. The record is from RefSeq and is a predicted model, not a curated record. The transcript has a single exon. NCBI's taxonomy places the organism in Eukaryota, Fungi, Ascomycota, Dothideomycetes, Pleosporales, Pleosporaceae. Bases 217 to 1488 code for a protein of 423 amino acids.